This is a messenger RNA of Vigna angularis (adzuki bean), 1360 nucleotides long. Its product is annotated as U11/U12 small nuclear ribonucleoprotein 35 kDa protein. The record is from RefSeq and is a predicted model, not a curated record. Gene Ontology annotation, biological process: mRNA splicing, via spliceosome. Bases 258 to 1028 code for a protein of 256 amino acids. NCBI's taxonomy places the organism in Eukaryota, Viridiplantae, Streptophyta, Magnoliopsida, Fabales, Fabaceae. The transcript has 6 exons. Gene Ontology annotation, molecular function: mRNA binding; snRNA binding. Gene Ontology annotation, cellular component: precatalytic spliceosome; U12-type spliceosomal complex.
UGCUUAGGGUUCUAUUCUAACCCUUACUAACCCCAUAAACAAUCGACAAUAGUAGGAAUUGAACAUAUAGCUUCUAAAUUUGGAAAUCAAUUAUGUUCCUUGAAGCUCGUGAGGAAGGACAUGAGUUUAUUACAAUCAUGUCAAAAUAAUGGAGGAUAUUGUCAUUUUGUCUUCUGCUGCCUCAUUUUUAAAGCACAAUUAACUUAUCGGGUAGCUUAAUUCUAGUGCUUUUGGAAUGUGUUUUCAACUUUCAGGUUAUGAGUAAAUAUGGCCAGGUGAAGAAUUUACGCUUGGUCAGGGACAUUGUGACAGGAGCUUCUCGCGGUUAUGCUUUUGUUGAAUAUGAAACUGAAAGGGAGAUGCGACGGGCAUACAUGGAUGCUCAUCAUUUGAUUGUUGAUGAUUGUGAAAUCAUAGUUGAUUACAACAGACAACAAUUGAUGCCUGGAUGGAUUCCUAGAAGGUUAGGUGGUGGUCUCAGUGGCAAGAAGGAAUCAGGGCAACUUCGUUUUGGGGGAAGAGAAAAACCAUUUCGUGCACCCUUGAAACCAAUCCCAUAUGAGGAGUUGAAGAAGCUUGGCAUACCCCCUCCGCCUGAAGGAAGAUACAUGUCACGCUUUCAGGUUCCAUCGCCUCCCAGAAGAGAAAGGAGUCUUUCAGACAGGGAAGAAGACUCUCAUAAACGUAGAUGGGGAUCCGACGACAGAAACAGAAAGGAAGAUAACCUUAGAAGUUCAGUGGACAUUAAGGAAGGGCAUUACAGAAAUAGAUCAAGACACCGAGAUGAUGAACACUCCCGUGGAAGGAGCUCAUCAGAGAGAAGUGGUCGUUACCAUGAGAGGAGUUCAUCCGAGAAAGAACAUCUUCACCGGAGAUCUACAGACAAAGACAACAGGAGUUCAUCUGAGAAAGAACAUCGACACCGGAGUUCUACAGACAAAGACAAACAUUCUCGGAAGAGAAAAGAAAGAGAUGAACGGUCUCAAACGCAGGGAAAAUAUAGUCGCCAUUCCCCUCACAAGGACUAACUCCACUCCACAGCUGAUUCUUACCAUUCUGUGUGCCUUUGUGCUGUGUUUCGUUUAUGCAUGGGAGAAAUGGGAAUGCAAAGUUUCAAUCCUCAACAUGAAACUGGUUCAUUCAUAGGUCGAUGAAAGUCACUGUUUUUGUUUAUAUGCAAAAACAAUCAAUUGAUGAAUUGAUGAUUGUUAGAGUUGGCUUUGUUUUGUAUGUUUUUCAAAUUGGCUUACCCUGAAAACAAGCAUCAAGUGAGGGAAAUGGAAACAAUUUUUCAGAAUCAAAAUGUGAUCGAACCCAAUGCAAAUGCAGGUUUCAUAUGUGAAGUAUAUUUUUCACUCCA